This is a messenger RNA of Strongyloides ratti, 1194 nucleotides long. Its product is annotated as Astacin-like metalloendopeptidase. Gene Ontology annotation, biological process: proteolysis. The coding region runs from base 1 to 1194 and encodes 397 amino acids. Gene Ontology annotation, molecular function: metalloendopeptidase activity; zinc ion binding. The transcript is spliced from 2 exons. Lineage: Eukaryota; Metazoa; Nematoda; Chromadorea; Rhabditida; Strongyloididae. The record is from RefSeq and is a predicted model, not a curated record.
AUGAAUUUAUUAAAUUUAACUGCUAUUUUUCUUAUAACAUUAAUUUUUUUAAUAAAUAAAAUAAAUCCAAAACCUGAAACUCAUAUAAUUAAAAAAAGAAGUGGUAUUAGUAACGAUGCUGAAAAACUUCCUCCACAAAUACAUUGGUGUUUAGAAUUAGAACCAGGUAAAACAUAUAAUCAAUUUUUGGAUGUUAGUAAAAUAUUCAUUAGACAAGCAAUGAAAAGUCUUCAAGAUAAAACGUGUUUGACAUUUACAGAAGAAACAAACUGUCCAAGUGAUUCAAAUCUUUCAAAUCGACUGAUAAAAUUUAAAGGAGAUCUUAAAAAUAGAUUAACUAGUUAUAAUUUUCAAUACCAAAAUCCAAUUUCAAAUCCUUAUGAAAUAAAAAUUGAAUAUUUUUGUAAUAAAAGAGUUGGAUGUUUUACAAAAAAAAUAUUGGCAUAUUUAGGCUUAAUUUUGACGCAUAGAAGAUCGGACAGAGACACAUAUAUUAAAAUGAAUGAUUCAAGUAUUUCCCCAAAUUACAAAAGUGAAUUUGAAAUAAUAAAUAAUGCUGAUUUAGGUGGUACAGGAUAUGAUUAUGGGUCAGUUAUGCAUAUAUCAAAGUUUUAUCGAAAUUUAAAUUUUGGUGAUGUUUUUAAUAUUAGUCCGGAAGAAUAUGAAUUAAUGACAGGUCAAGAAUAUGGCCCAAGUUUCAAUGAUUUAAAACUUUUAAACCAUCGAUAUUGUGAUGAUAAAUGUAGUACCAAAUUAGAAUGUAAAAAUGGUGGAUACACAAAUCCUGAUUCAUGUAGUUAUUGUGAAUGUCCUAAUGGAUAUAAAGGAACGUUAUGUGCUGAAAUUGAUGAUUCGGAUCCUGGAUGUGGUGCGACUGAACUCGUUGCAACACCGGAAGAAAAUGAACUUAAUUUUGAUGGGAAAAAAAAAUGUAACAUUCAAAUAACAGCAAGUGUUGGAAAGAAAAUUAAAAUAAAUGUUAAGUUAGCCCAAGUCCCAUCAUUUAAUCCAUGCUUUGAAAAACAAGCUUUAGAAAUAAAACACAGAUCAGAUAAAUCAUUGACAGGACUUUGUCUUUGUACAUAUGCUAAGGAUUCGAUUGUUAAAUCUGAAGAUAAUACUGUAUUGAUUCAAUAUAAUGGAGAAAGAGUUGCUAAUACUGUUAAAUUAACUUAUCAAGAAGUGGAUGAAUAA